Messenger RNA from Ilex paraguariensis (yerba mate), 1272 nucleotides. The record is from the annotation of a GenBank genome assembly. NCBI's taxonomy places the organism in Eukaryota, Viridiplantae, Streptophyta, Magnoliopsida, Aquifoliales, Aquifoliaceae.
AUGGGUUCCAGAUUCCCAUCUCAUCAACUCAGCAAUGGCCUUUAUGUAUCAGGCCGUCCUGAACAGCCAAAAGAAAGGACUCCAACAAUGAGCUCAGUGGCCAUGCCUUAUACAGGUGGUGACAUCAAGAAGUCAGGAGAGCUUGGGAAAAUGUUUGACCUCCCUGUGGAUGGAUCCAAGUCAAGGAAAUCUGGUCCUAUAACUAAUUCUCUUUCAAGGACUGGAUCUUUCGCAGGUGCUGCGUCACAUUCAGGACCUAUCAUGCCUAAUUCUGCAGCUCGGGCCAGCUAUUCCACCUCAGGUCCUGCAUCAUCUGGUGGGCUUUCUGGUUCAACUUCGGUGAAGAAGUCGAAUUCUGGACCGCUGAAUAAACAUGGGGAACCGUUAAAGAAAACAUCUGGUCCUCAAUCUGGUGGAGUGACACCGCUUACCCGCCAAAACUCAGGUCCUCUACCACCAGUUCUUCCUCCAACAGGUCUUAUUACAUCUGGUCCCAUCUCUUCCGGUCCAUUAAAUUCAUCUGGGGCGCCACGGAAGGUUUCUGGUCCUUUAGACUCAAUGGGGUCACUGAAAGUUCAUGGUUCUUCUGUUGCUAACAACCAGGCUGUGACAACUCUUAGCCAAGAUGAUGAUUACUCUUUUAAGAGGAACUUCCCAAAACCUAUAUUGUGGUCAAUGAUUCUGCUAUUUGUGAUGGGCUUCAUUGCUGGUGGUUUUAUUCUUGGAGCUGUCCAUAAUGCUAUUCUUCUUAUCGUCGUUGUGGGUCUAUUCGGCAUUGUUGCUGCAUUAUUCAUCUGGAAUACGUGUUGGGGGAGAAGAGCAGUCGUAGGUUUCAUUGGCCGUUAUCCGGAUGCUGAGCUCAGAACAGCCAAAAAUGGGCAGUAUGUGAAAGUAUCUGGGGUGGUGACCUGUGGAAAUGUGCCCCUUGAAUCCUCCUUCCAAAAAGUUCCCAGAUGUGUCUAUACAUCUACAAGUUUAUAUGAGUACCGUGGAUGGGAUUCGAAAGCCGCCAAUCCUACACAUCGUCGUUUGACGUGGGGACUUAGAUCAUCAGAAAGGCAUGUGGUUGACUUCUACAUAUCUGAUUUCCAGUCUGGAUUGAGAGCUUUGGUUAAGACUGGCUACAGUGCAAGGGUAACUCCCUAUGUUGAGGAAUCCGUUGUUGUUGAUGUCAACCCUCUGAAUAAAGAUUUAUCUCCAGAAUUUAUCAGAUGGUUGGGAGCGAGGAACCUUUCAAGCGAUGAUCGUGUGAUGCGAUUGAAAGAAGGGUAA